Molecule: messenger RNA, 1913 nt
Organism: Puccinia graminis f. sp. tritici CRL 75-36-700-3
Lineage: Eukaryota; Fungi; Basidiomycota; Pucciniomycetes; Pucciniales; Pucciniaceae
Exons: 3
Coding region: 104-1489 (461 amino acids)
Source: RefSeq, a predicted model, not a curated record
AUUUUUUCUCUUCCACCAAAUUCCCCCGAGCUUUCUUCAAACUCUACGCAGGCGCUUCAUUGUAGUUCUAGGUCCUGCAAGCAGCCAAUCCACCAAAUUCGUAAUGCCUAAAAUCUUGGAUCUCCCGUGGCACGUGUUCGAGGUCAUUUACAAACACGUUACCAACGAUGGCGACUCUUCAUCGACAUAUGAUAUCUGUGAUCUCCAGUACGAUAGCAUGAUGACCGAGACAGGAAAGCUGAGAUUGGUCUGUCGACAAUGGGCCGAUUGGAUAUAUGUGCAUCACCUUUAUCGCACGAUGUACUUCAGCAAGGCUUCUGAAGCGAUGCGUUUCAUCAUCAACCAAAUCACCAGGCGUUCGAAAAACCUUCCACGGGCGAGAUGUCAAAAACUAGUGGUCUUGGAGAUCCUCACUUGGGGUCCUCCACCACCUCAUCAGGGAACACCAACCUCAAGGAGAUUCACACCAGCAAUGUUUAGAAAACCCGAAGAUACGAUCACGUUCGAGAUCUUGGAAGCUCUGAUCGAGUUGUUCUCUGACACGAUCGUCGAACUCAGGUUGACGUUUUGGAAUGUAAUGUUGCUUCCUACGCGAACGAUUGGGACGAUAGGGCGAAUUGAAAACCUGCGCGCCUUGAGACUCGGCCACGAGUUACCUGACCCAGCUUCACCACAGCCUAGGCUUUUUCCGCUUUACCACGAUAGUGACGAUGAUGACAUUGAAGAAGAAAUACGCCAACAUAAUGCGCGACUCGAUGAGGAAGAAAUGUUAGGCAAUCGUCAUCGACCUCCAGUCGACAUGAAUCCAGUCAAGUCCAAAAUCGAUUCUGAUUGCCUCAAGUCGUUGCUGCGAGUCACUCGAAAGCUGCAGUCACUCGACAUCACCGACUUGGAUCCUAUUAGUCUGCCGAAGCCGGUUAAAUCCAGCCUCUGUGGCCACCAAAUCCCGACUAUUACUCAGCUGGAAGUAAGCCUAGAGGGCAAGAGUCUAUCUAGACUCAUAGAUCUUUCUAUUAUCCUCAAAGGUACUCUGAAAGUACUUUCACUACUGGAUCGCUGGGAAGGUGAUCACAGUCGUAACCUUGUACCUGUCUUCGAAAACCUCCGAGAAAGUCUCGAAGGCCUCUUUGUUAGUGACGAAAAGAUCCUCAAGCCCUUCAUGAAACUCAAGUUCCCCAAAUUACGUGUCUUCAAAACGGGCGCGUGGGAGGGACAUAUUUCCAAUCUUUUGGAGAAACCUAUGAUAGCAUUCUCCCCCAUCGAAGUUCUUGCCCUCAAAUCAGAUGUCGUCGACAGUAAACCAAAAGGAAAAUUCCGUGCCAAUCCGUUUUUAAACCUGCCCACGUUGAGACGACUAGUAUUUUGUGAAGUCCAACCUGGUUACUCGCCGCCAUCAGCAUACAUCAAGGCCUGUAAUGCCCGUCGCGUAGAAUGCGUUUAUCUGAGCCCCAAGGAUGGCGAGGAUGUCUCUUUGAUCAUGAAAUUAUGAACCGGCGAGCUUGUGUGUUUUUGGUAGAAACCUGGAUUUCCAUUGGCCACAAGAUGAGACCUCAAAUCAAGUCAAUCCUCCCCCCCCAAAAAAAACAAAUCCAAUGUUUAUCUGUUGAAUGCAAAUCUGUGUUCUGCCUACUUGUCAGUCAAAAAAAAUGUCUCUCUGUUGUAAAUGCACAUCUGUGUUUUACCUAUCUACCAGCCCCCCUUCCUCUAUUCACAAAGAACACAAAUUGUUGUAAAGUUUAGCCAAAAAGACCAGAAGAACUAGAAUGCAGAUUUUGUCUCUGAAACACCCACUAGCUGAUUAGUUGUACUCUGUUCACCUUCUUCAAGCCCGCUGGUCAAGAAUUAUAUUUUUAUGCAUUUCCUAGUGUCUAUGAGUUACAGACCAUGCACAGAAUUUUCAGAUGCUAUCAAGG